Molecule: messenger RNA, 3913 nt
Organism: Pungitius pungitius (ninespine stickleback)
Lineage: Eukaryota; Metazoa; Chordata; Actinopteri; Perciformes; Gasterosteidae
Gene: snx19b
Product: sorting nexin 19b
Exons: 14
Coding region: 68-2983 (971 amino acids)
Cellular component (GO): intracellular membrane-bounded organelle
Molecular function (GO): phosphatidylinositol binding
Source: RefSeq, a predicted model, not a curated record
CGGAGCCACUGACGUCACCAUACCGGAAGUAAACAAAGCAGCCGAGGCUGUCGUCACAGAGGCGCUCAUGUCACCCACCGCCCCGUGCCAUGGCAGCGCGAGCAGGUGUGACGCGGCUCCGGAAGGCACCGACUCCUCGCCGCCGCCCGGGGCCCUGACGCCGCCGGGUGGCCUCCGCAGCGCCAUGGCUGAGGUGCUGGGGCAGAAGAGCCUGCUGGGCGUCGGGGUGGUGCUGGCCUGGCUGCUGCUGUUCCACCUGCUGGUCAACAUCUGGCUGCUGUGCGUGUUCACCAGCCUGCUGGUGGUGCUCGGCGGCUGGCUCGGCUCACAGGCCGUCCUGGAGUCCAACAGCGUGGUUCACCUGGAGAGGUUCAUCACCCUGGAGCAGCUUGAACCGUCCGUGGAGGACGAGUGUGACCUGGACCGGGAGAUCCACAACACGGUGAGGAAAAUCAUCAGGGACUUUGUCACCUCCUGGUUCUCCACUGUGUCCUCGGAGAGUGGCUUUGAGACGGAGGUUCAAGAGGCCAUGAUCUCCAUGGCCAUGGAGCUGAAGAGCCGCGCGAGGCAGCUGGACAGGAAGGAGCUGACCCUGAGGAUCCUGGAUCUGUUCGGCGGCCACCUGCAGGAUUACAUCAGAGCCAAGGAGAUGGCGUCCGAGCGGCCGCACCCCCCCGCGGCCACGUGGAGCGGCGAGGGCGAGCGCCUGUGGCUGGCCUACUCCGUGGUUACCGCGCCUCACCCGGCCGCCAGUUGCGGCGACUGCGACGCCGCCGGCGUGCAAGUCAACUACACCAGAGCGGUGGUGGAUCUGCUGCUCCACGUGCUGGUGCCCUCGCCACACCUGGAGAGCCGCACGGGCCGCUUCGUGGUCGGGGAGCUCAUCACCUGCAACGUGCUGCUCCCGCUGAUCGCCAAGCUGUCCGACCCCGACUGGCUGAACGGCCUCCUGAUCGAAAUAUUCGGCGAGCGGGAGCCGGCGGCGGCGGCGCCGUCGACUCCGCCGGGUCCCACAACGCCGUCGCCGUCGCCCGUCGAGCCGGAGCUCGCUCUGCUGCGAGAGGAACAAACGCCGCAGACGGAUGGCGAGGCUCCUCCUCCGAGAGAAACGGUCAGUGAGGCUGGGACGCCCGAGCUCGCCGCCUACGACGUGAUCGACCACGACGAGCACGAUGGUCCGCAGAGCAACGCCGAGGAGGAGGAGCCGGCGCCGCCCUUUUUGGGGCACUACGGCAAGUCGAACCCUUUCUACCAGGAGACCGACUCGGACCUGGACUCCCCCUCGGCGGACUACAAGCGAGGCUCCAUCGACUCUCUGGUCCUGGCCUUCGACGGGAGGGACGGCGUGGACCCGGAGGAGCCCGACGGCGACUGUCCCAGAGUCCUGGUGAACUCUGAGCCGGUGGGGCAGCUGAACGGGGGCCUCCGGGACCUUCACAGGGAGGCUUCCCCCGCGGGGAACCCGGCCCGGGAGCUCCUCCUGGGGGUGGAGCACAACGAGCUGAGUGUGGUCAGCCCGCCGCAGAGCUCCUCCCCUUUGGCCACGUUCAGCUUCGAGCCGCUGAUCAGCCCCGACGGGCCCGUCGUCAUCCAGAACCUCCGAAUCACCGGCACCAUCACCGCCAAGGAGCACCGAGGCACCGGCUCGCACCCCUACACCCUUUACACCAUCAAGUACGAGACGGCCAUGGGCUGCGAGACCCCGGGCAGCGCCCCCCCGGGCUCGGAGGACGCCGAGUUCUCGCCGGCGGGGGGCGAGGAUCCUCCGGCCGUCCAGCAGGUGGCGUUCCACACGGUGAACCGGCGCUACAGCGAGUUCCUCAACCUGCAGACCCGGCUGGAAGAAAAGAACGAGCUGCGCAGACUCAUCAAAGCUGUCAAAGGUCCAAAGAAGAUUUUCCCCGACAUGCCGUUUGGAAACAUGGACAGCGACAAGAUAGAAGCCAGGAAGGGGCUCCUGGAGACCUUCCUGAAGCAACUGUGUGCCGUCCCUGAAGUGGCCAACAGCGAAGAGAUGCAGGAGUUCUUGGCCCUCAACACCGACGCCAGGAUCGCGUUUGUCAAGAAGCCUUUCAUCGUGUCGCGCAUCGACAAGAUCAUGGUGAACGCCAUCGUGGACACCCUGAAGACGGCGUUUCCUCGCUCAGAACCUCAGAGCCCGACGGAGGACAACGACUCUGAGGUGGAUGGAGCCAGAAUAAGUAUCGACAAGAAGAGCAGGUCUCGUCUGAAGUUCUCCAAUAAAAACGUCCCCUUCAUGAACGGGUCGGACACGAGAGCGCCGCUUCUCUUCAGCCUGGAGCCGACCAGCACGGUGUUCAACGGGAUGUCACUGGGAGACCUUCAGGCCUUCAUCGCUGAGCAAGAGAAGACUUCCGUCCCAGCGUUGUUGGGGGGGGAGGACGCUCCGCAGACCAGAGGAUUCAGAGUACUGAAGGGCGACAACAGGCAGGAAGCUGAUGAGGCGGUGCUGGCCGAGGUGGCCCUGAACCUCCUGUGCGUGCUGGUGGAGGAGCAGUGGAGCUGGCUCUGCACAGAGAACUUCCAGAGGAGCAUCCGGCUGCUGUUCGGCACGCUCAUCGACAGAUGGCUGGACGUGAGCGUGGCCAACUUGACGUGCACCUCGUACUGGGUGACGUACCUGCAGGUCAUCCAGGAGUCCGUGUGGCCGGGUGGAGCUCUGCCGACGGCGCCUCCGCCCGAACGCAGCCGGCAGCAAAAGGACAGCACCCGGCAGCAGGCUUUGCACUGCCUGAUGAGACUCGUACCAGAUCUGAUCUCUGACCUGUUGGGUUCAGAGAAGUACAAGCUGUGCUGGCAGACUGCUCUGGACUCCCUGCAGGACCCCAACGUUAACAGACACCUGCUCUACUGCCUCUUGGACCUCCUGCUGGAGUUCCUGGUUCCCGAGCUGCCCGAGGAGGACUUCCAGAGGAGCCUGCUGCGGACGCUCUCCAGGAACCCAGAGAAGCUGCUGGCGUGACCUGGGCUCUAAAUGUUCUGAUUAGCGUUGGAAGGCAUCGCUCCGCGGUGUGUUCAGGGUCCACACGCGGCGCUUUGAGACUAACGUGCACUUUCUUUGUGACGAGUCGAGCUGUUUGACAUUCUGACGUCACCGAAGUCUCGUUGUGAGUAAAAGAAAAGUCGAUGUUUCCGUCAUUUCGGAACCAUUAAGCCUCUGUGUUGCACCUAUUUAUUGACUAUUGAUGUGCUCGAUUCCCCCUUCAUGGCGUCACGGAGGAGCGUCCUGGUGCUUGUUGCUGCGUCUCGCCUUAAUGACUCUUUGUUGUGAUGGAGCUGUUAUUUGUGGUGAAGUGAAACAGAAGAAAGAAGAAAGACUCUCAUAUUAAACCACAAAAUAUUUGCUCCAAUAAUCAUUGCGAACUUCUUGCUUUAACGAGAUUUGUUUUCAUUUUCUUGUGAUUAAACCAUGUUUCUCCUUUAAAAUUCCAAAGCUCCUUAUGGUAUAUAUUGUUAUUAUUGCACUACAACUCUGAAUUAAAAUUCAGAUCUUCGAAUUUAAUGUGAUGGAGUUUCAAGUAGUGGAGAUAAAAAAAAAAGUUAAAAACAAAUGAUGUGUUUAUUGGUCACGUGCUGAAAACUACUAAUAAUAUUAUAUAUAUAUAUAUAUAUAUAUAUAAUUCAAACUUUCUGGAUUGUUAUUCUUAUUCUGUUGAUGACCUGUUGUCUGUGGUUAAAAUGUUUUUGGUAAAACAAUAUGAAGAAAACAAUGUUUUAGUCCAAAAAAAGUUACAUAAUGAAAAACAGGCUGUUUAUAAAGUGAAAAGUGAGUUUUGUGGUGAAGCUUCUGAGCUUUAACGAUGAUUCUUUGCUUCAUGUCUCACUAACGCUGCUGCUGUUGUUUCACAGGCGUCAUGUUACCAAACAAUAAAGACUUGUUCCAGUUAAUAAA